This is a messenger RNA of Symbiodinium sp. CCMP2592, 897 nucleotides long. The record is from the annotation of a GenBank genome assembly. Lineage: Eukaryota; Dinophyceae; Suessiales; Symbiodiniaceae.
AUGUGGGUCGCUGGCCUCUCCCAUGGUGUGGCUGCCAUUGUGACGGAGAUGCAAUGCAACCAGAAGUCGUUCUCUGUGCAGAUUGCGGCCCUGAGAGCCCUCACGGCUAUUUACAGCCAGCAAAUCGACCAAGAGGCGCAAGAUGCCAACAUGGUCGCCAGAACGGCCUGCAUGCGAGUGGUCCUGACCGCCAUGUCCGCGUUUCCCGAAAACGUAAUCGUUUGGACGAGUGCGUGCGGUGCCUUGAGCGCCGUGGCGCAGCAUGGCAUUGACACCACAGUGACGGAGGAGCACCUCUUCCAAUGCCUGCAGGCUGCAACUAAGGCCCUGACGCUUGCCAAGAGCCAAGAGAAUGGUUGGAAUCAGCAGGCCUCCUAUUUGAGAGAGGAGGCCGUGAAAUUGCUGGCUGCAGUUUGUUGCGCUGCGCCCAACGUCGGCUGUUGGCUCCGGCAAAAUUCGGAGACGAUGGAGGCGCAGUUGGGCGAGACCAUGGAGAUUGCCGUGUCGAUCGUUGCCAAGGACAAGGAACAGCGAUUCACCGAGGAGGCACUCAGGAACAACCUGAUGGCCUUGGUGUACGUUGUGGGUCCAGAAGCAGCAAUUGUGAAAUCACUGCGCCAGUGGGGUGCACGAGCAAAUGUUGUUGGCGCAUGUUCGGAUGUGGUGGCUGAAACAAUGCGCCGGCAGCAUGCCUCCAUUUGCGAGGAGCUGAGUCGAGGCCAUGUGCGAGCGGAAUUGGAGAAUGCAGCAAAGGCGCAUGUAGUGGACAUCGACUUGCAACGGCGUGUGCAGCUCGCUCUCGGCUUUCUGGGCCCAGCAUUGAAGUCAUGGGGAGCUUUGUGGGCGGACAGAAGGCGUUGGUUCGCACAAGUCGCCUCCAGGCAGUCGCGGCUUUAA